Molecule: messenger RNA, 3367 nt
Organism: Portunus trituberculatus (swimming crab)
Lineage: Eukaryota; Metazoa; Arthropoda; Malacostraca; Decapoda; Portunidae
Product: prostaglandin E2 receptor EP4 subtype-like
Exons: 15
Coding region: 769-2901 (710 amino acids)
Biological process (GO): positive regulation of cytosolic calcium ion concentration; adenylate cyclase-activating G protein-coupled receptor signaling pathway; inflammatory response
Cellular component (GO): plasma membrane
Molecular function (GO): thromboxane receptor activity
Source: RefSeq, a predicted model, not a curated record
GGAGUGGCGGAGUCGGCAGGACAGUAUGGCAUCGCUCUGUCAUUGGUCCGAGGAAGGGUGUGGGCCAUCCCCUCGCUCACGUCCAGCUGUUGCGGAGCUCCCAGCAAGCCUCAGUGGCUCAGUCUGGGCCAGGCGCUGGUACUGACAGGCAGGGUGACGCGUCUCACCUCCAGCAGUGACCUCCAGCACGGCACACACGCCCCACGCUCAGUGCAUGCUCCCGAAUUUGUAACACGACCUGCGAGACUUGGAACACGCCCUCUCUCACAUAAAGGAUAGCCCGAUGACUCCCGCAGGACUUUGUAGGACUUCGCUGUUGGCCUUGUUGAGUAUUACCUGAAAACUUGCCUGAACACGGAGUAACGGAGCGCGGUGACCCGGUGACUGUGGCGACGCGAGAGUAGCCUGACGAAGUACUUGCAGUGUGUUGCUAGUCGUAUUGGGUUGGUGUUCGUAUGUUGGUGUCGGUCAGGGAGAGGAGUGCCCACAGUGACAAGUAAAGGAAGUGGUGUUUGGAUCUGUCCUGCCAGUCCUGCGGCCCGCCCUUCAUGCUGCCCCAUGUUCAGUUGAAGCAAGUCAGGAAGUUGAGCGCACGUAGAAGGCUGCUCAAUACCUGCCCAGGAAAUCACUACUCUUGAAUGCCAGUGGUGAUGCAAACGUGAGGAACUUCGCACCUACAUUCUUCUACACGUCACCAGGAUCCGUGUCUGCUACAACCCACACCACCUCACCACCGUCACCACCACCUUCGUCGCCGCCGCCGCCGUCAUGUUGCCUCCCCCGGAAGAGGUGGUGAGUGACGCCCGCGAGGGGGUGACGCAGGCGGUGCCCUUAGGGUGCAACUGCGGCGGCGAGGAGGUGGUCGCCAUGACGGACACGCUGCUGCAGGUGGAGUGUGAGGCUAAUGUGACGUGCACGGCGCUCACCACGGUGCCCGGCGCGACCAUCGUGUCCCCCAUACUGCUCUCACUCAGCGGCGUCACGGGACAGAUCUGGGCGCUGUACUACCUCUACACCAGCACAAGGCCCCAGCACUCCCGCACAGUGUUCUUUCUGCUGCUCAGUACUCUCAUCUGGACGGACCUCGUGGGGAAGGUGAUCACGACAACGCCAGCUCUCAUCGCCUACGUGUACGGCGGAUGGGUCGGAGGGAAACCACUUUGCAACUUCCACGGGUUCUCCAUGAUGCUCACCAGCCUCGUGACACACCUGCUGGUCUCUACCAUGGCUGUGGAGCGCUUCAUUGGCAUCAGACACGGCUACUUCUACAACAAGAACAUCACCACCACCAGGACCAAAAUCCUGCUACUAGGAAUCUGGCUCUUCUCGGUCCUGUUCUGCGCAAUGCCUCUGUUUGGCCUGGGACAGUACGCCCUCCAGUACCCAGGGUCGUGGUGCUUCGUCAACAUCCACGUGACUCCUGCCUCGCCGCUCCGUCACCGCAUCUACACUAACGUCUUCGGCCUCUUCACCCUCGUCAACCUGGUCAUCAUGGUGGUGUGCAAUAUCGUCGUCAUCAUUGUCUUGCUGGAGAAAACACUUGCAAGGAGAGGCAACUACUAUGAAGCCUACCUCGCCCCGUCAGAGAGAGCAGGCGACGAGCAACAGCCCAGCCCAGUGUCCACCCUUCUGUGCCUCCGUCUGUGUCGCCAGCGGUGUUGCGGAAAGAGCAUCUGUCAACCUCAACGCAGUUACCGCCAGAGGGAGCUGGAGAUGCAGAUGGUGAUUGUGCUUCUCGUCAUCACCAUCGUGUUCCUCAUCUCUUGGUCACCCAUUGAUAUGCGACUCUUUCUGAACCAAAUCUGGCCGCACAAGACUCGCGCAGACCACCUUCAGGAUCUCAUUGCCGUGCGCCUCACCUCCAUCAACCAAAUUAUCGAUCCCUGGGCGUACAUCAUCUGCAGGAAGGUGUUCGUGACACGGGCGUGGCGGUGGAUGCGGUUGUCUCUCAUGGGGUCACGGUUCCUAGGGCGGGAGAACUCAAGUCACCCGGGCAGCUCCAAGAAAGCGAUGCGUCCCCCAGAGAAGACCCACUACAGGCCGACAUUUAAAGGCAUAGAGGACGCAGGGGGGGACAUGGCCAAGGGCGUGGUGGUGAUGGUGGAGAAGGACGCCCUUAUCAAAUCCACGCCCAACAACGCCACGCCCCUCGCCUGUGAUUCCCUGGUGGCGGGGCGGCUGGGGUUGGAGGGCGUGGCGGUGGACAACGGGGCGGAGGAGACGAAGGAGACUCAGGAUGUGUUCAGGGACUCUGGCACUGGCUCACACAACACGCCCUCCACGACUGACUCUGGCACCGCUAACUGCAACAUGGCACUUCCUGAGGAGGCCGCCGAGGUGCCCAUCCCAGUGUUCACGUCUCAGCAGUACCGCAUGUGUCCAGUGGAGGAGCUUAAUGACCACGCCAGACUCAAACGCAUCACUUCCUCUGCCUCCGCCCGCGCUGCUCCGUCCUCAAGGCCCGCCAGGAACACUUACGAUGCCCCAGACCCCACCUCAGACAACUGGGCGUCAUGGGCGGGCACGCAGGGACGCCGCCACUCCUGGUGCUGCACUCAGGAUGGCUCAGAGGGCAAGCAGUACCGCACACAGAGCACCCAGACCUUCAAACCAGACGCACCCACUGUACCACACACGCACCACCACCACCACCACCACCACCUGCACCCACACUACCAGUACGGCCAGCAAGGACAGUACCUAACACCGACCUACCAUCCCUACUCCUCCCCCCAAGACCCCCGCCGUCUGUACCCCAACCAGUGCUCCGAUGUUGGGGAUGACUCUGUGUUCACUGUUGGGGAGGCAGCAACGCGACUAGUGGAUGGGGAAGGGGAUGAAGGCAGGGAUAUCACAAGGGGGCGUUGCAGCUCGGCGGACGCGCGGCAGAGGAGCAGUUAGGGCAGGUGGAAAGGGCGGUUGGGGAAGGCUAAGGAAGGAUGGAUACACUCUACUGAAGGAGGGAGGAAUGAGGAGGGUUUUUCAAGGUGAGAAGUGAAGGUUUGUACUAGUGUUUGGUGUUGGACUCUUUAUUGAGGGACUGAUGGGAAAGAGUGCACGUGACAGGAUGAAGGUUUAGCUAGAGGAAGGAUGGAUACACUCUACUGAAGGAGGGAGGAAUGAGGAGGGUUUUUCAAGGUGAGGAGUGAAGGUUUGUACUGCUGUGUGGCGCUGGACUCUUUGUUGAGGGAUUGAUGGUAAAGAGCGCACGUGACAGGAUGGAGGUUUAGCAAGAGGAUGGGUGUAACAGUGAUCAAGGGAGACUUUCACACAAACUACAAAUAAACUGAAGAGUGUACAGGGUGUGAUCAAAGAAAGGACUUUACCUGAAAAAAAACAUAUCCCUGACGUUGUAUAAGGAAGAAAA